AGCCGUCAGGAAGCAGUUCAUUCCUCCACAGUCACCAUAAAACAGGCUCAUUAUCAUCAUGUAAAGCAUGUGCUCUUAACUUUCAGGAGAUCUUUUCAUGUAUUUAACUCUUGCGGAUGAAAUGAGGAGAUGGCUGAUAUCAUAACUCCGGAGAAUGAAGAGGAUCUGCAGGCUCAGAUUGAAGAGGUGGAGGCUCUGUCUGCCAUCUAUGGAGAUGAGUGGUGUGUUAUAGACGAAGCAUCCAGAAUAUUCUGCAUCAAAAUAUCAAACGGCCUAGAUGAGCCCAAACUGACGGCAUGUUUACAGAUAAUUCUCCCUCCUGAUUACCCGAGCACUGCCCCGCCCAUCUAUCAGAUCAAUGCAGCGUGGCUGCGAGGACCGGAGAAGACGGAGCUGGCGGAGAGCCUGGAGGACCUCUACGUGGAGCAUGCCGGGGAGAGCAUCCUCUACCUGUGGGUGGAGAGAAUCAGAGAGUUCCUGGUGGAGAAAUCCCCGAGCCUGGAAGCAGUGAAUCAGCCUGAACCCGUGAACAUGACGGCUGAGGAGGAUGAUGAUGAUGAAGAGGUUCCAGACUUCAGGACGCUCAGACUGAACACAGAGAACGCUCACCUCUUCGUGCAGGAUGCAGGCGGUGAAGAGCCGCCUCCCAUCAAACACGGAGACACCAUCACAGACCGGCGCAGCACCUUCCAGCCUCAUGUAGCACCCGUGGUGACCCCCAGACAGGUCAAAACGGUUCUGGAGAAGCUGUAUGAGAACAAGAAGAUCGCAAGUGCCACUCACAACAUCUAUGCAUACAGGAUUUACUGCGAGGACAAGAACAGCUUCCUGCAGGACUGUGAGGACGAUGGUGAGACGGCAGCAGGAGGGAGACUCCUCCAUUUACUGCAGAUCCUGGACGUGCGUAAUGUCAUGGUGGUCGUGUCUCGGUGGUACGGAGGGAUUUUGCUGGGUCCUGACCGUUUCAAACACAUCAACAACUGUGCCAGAAACAUCCUGGUGGAGGAGGGGUAUACCGCCUGCACGGAUGAGGCACACAAAUCUGGACCGAAGAGCAAAAAAACGAAAAGCAAGAAGACGAAAUGAGUUAAAAAGACAAAGAGGACUGUCAGAUUCCUUCAGCUGCUGUAUCUGAAAUAACAGUUUUUAAGAGUUGUUGGGUUUUAAAAUGUAUUUUUGGUCAUUUCUCAAACCUUUGAUUUACUGAAUAUCAAUAAUAUCGCAUCAUUAAGACUGAGAAGUCUUGACUUGAAAUGUUUACAGUGCAAUAAGUUCUUAUUAAAACAGUCAAACCAA
Messenger RNA from Notolabrus celidotus (New Zealand spotty), 1296 nucleotides. It is a transcript of the gene impact, whose product is annotated as impact RWD domain protein. The record is from RefSeq and is a predicted model, not a curated record. The transcript is spliced from 11 exons. Gene Ontology annotation, cellular component: cytoplasm. Gene Ontology annotation, molecular function: protein binding. Bases 130 to 1086 code for a protein of 318 amino acids. Gene Ontology annotation, biological process: regulation of translational initiation. Lineage: Eukaryota; Metazoa; Chordata; Actinopteri; Labriformes; Labridae.